ACUUCAUGAAAGCGCAAUAAGACAGCACUCGUUCCGCUCAAGAAUUUGUGCGAAAGUCAUAAAAUCCGUAGAUACAAAUACCCUGUUGUUGGAUUGUCAUCAUGCCAAGUGCCCAUACAUUGACAAGUAUCUCGCCACACGCGCCUCCAUGGCUGAGAAGGACAAUCAUUAGAGAUCCAUCAAUACCACCAGAUUAUGCGUACGAACCCCCGAAAGACAACCCCCCCAGCUAUCAAGAAGCUGUGUUUUUCUCCCAUUCUUGGUUCGCGGAUCCUACGCAUACGGUGGAUCCCACGCGCCCCUCGCCACGUCUUCCUCCGGAGCUCACUGAUCGCGUACUGGAUUUUCUCCACGACGACACGCGGACUCUCAAUGCCUGUAGCACCGUAUCUAAAAGCUGGCUGGCCAGCACUCGCCUCCACCGCUUCCGCAUGGUCCACCUUGCUGACUGCCGCCGCCACAUAGCUUUUGGGCGGUUGCUUGCCCAGUUUCCCGCCGUGCUUCCUUUCAUACGAGCCGUGCGUACGUCUGGAGAUGUCAUCUGCUCGACUGAUAGUCACGCCGGCUUGCUCCCGUCCACAAUGGUUCUUUACGCUGACAACUUCGCCAUGCUUCGUGACGCGCUACCCCGACUACCCCAGCCCAUCGACCUCUCGAUGGUAUCUGCUAACCUGCAGCACGCAAAUGCGUUCACCAACGUCCGUGCGCUCACUCUGGAAGCGUGUCACUUGCCUGCGUUCACGCGUCUCGCGGAGUGGUUGUGCGUGAUGCCUGGACUCGAGAGCGUACACCUUUCCGAGUGUGAUAUCCGCGCUGAGAUCGGCCCGCCUCCGCUCGCACCCGUCGAAUGUGUCCCCGUCCUGCGGAAAGUUGCUCUGGAUAGGAGCGAGUUCUCCUCUUCCGCAGUGGUCGAGGCGUUGCUAAAGAGAGGCAUUCGCCUGGAAGCGCUGAUGAUACUCCCAAUCACCGGCUUCGAGCUGGGCAAGUGGCAACGGCUGCUCGAGGCAGCUGGGCCAUCCCUCAAGCAGAUCGCGGUCUCUGUGCUGGCCAGCCUCGAUGGCAAGCUAUUGGAAAUAUACCAGACGCUACUCGCCUCCUGCAAGGAGCUGCACACGCUGCAUUUCAUCUCGCCUGCGCUGCUUAACUUCACGUACCGGGGCUCAAAACCCCCGCUCGAGCUCGCGCCUGCUAUAUUGCAGCACGCGCUUCCGCGCCUAGAGCGCAUCGUCAUCUCCCUUGCGCAUCAGGACCUGGACAACGUCCGCGCGGAACACUGGCGAGGCAUCGCCGGCGCGCUCCGGUCUGUGCGGUACCCAUCCUUCUGUGAGGUUGUGUUCCAGACGUACGGCCGGCCGGGUGGCGACGAUAGCGUGCACCGUGCGUUCCGGGGGAAAAUUGAGCAGGAGCUGGCGGGCAUCGCCGCACUUGGUGCCUUGUCGUUCAAGUUCUCGGACAAGGUUACGGUUUCUGGGAUUUUUGAGUCAAUGUGAUUUGGGUCUUCGGGACAUUGUUUGCUGCUUGGGAGUUCGUCGUACUUUGCUUGUGUCCUUGCUCUGCUCCGCUGUCGCUCGCAAUUGCUCAUCACUCUUAUACCCGGCCAAUGCCUCAUUUA
This is a messenger RNA of Postia placenta MAD-698-R-SB12, 1612 nucleotides long. RefSeq lists its product as hypothetical. The transcript is spliced from 4 exons. Bases 102 to 1490 code for a protein of 462 amino acids. Lineage: Eukaryota; Fungi; Basidiomycota; Agaricomycetes; Polyporales; Adustoporiaceae. The record is from RefSeq and is a predicted model, not a curated record. Gene Ontology annotation, molecular function: protein binding.